Messenger RNA from Patella vulgata (common limpet), 2223 nucleotides. RefSeq lists its product as uncharacterized. Gene Ontology annotation, biological process: cellular response to lipopolysaccharide; T cell costimulation; negative regulation of T cell proliferation. Gene Ontology annotation, cellular component: external side of plasma membrane. The transcript is spliced from 11 exons. NCBI's taxonomy places the organism in Eukaryota, Metazoa, Mollusca, Gastropoda, Patellidae. The record is from RefSeq and is a predicted model, not a curated record. Bases 86 to 1393 code for a protein of 435 amino acids.
ACAAUGGUAUGAGUAACGGUCGUAGGCGUGUAUAAUAAACCGACAAUAUCAUUCACGAAGCCUUUAUACAACUUAACACACGAAAAUGUAUAACUUUGUCAUGAAAAGUUGCGUUUACUUGCAUUUCCCAUUGGUGUGCCUAGUUUUACUACAAGGUUGUUUGGCUCUGAAAAUCACUUCAGAAAAAUCUGAUUCACCUUUAGUUGGCUGUGACGCCUCGCUAAUCUGGAGAUUAGACAAACAAGAUUACAAGACAUCUAUUACCAAGCAAAAUCAACAGUUGCAAAACAACGAGAAAUACAGAAUUCACGAAACCCAUGAUAGUAAAACGAUAUUAACUAUAAGGAAUGUUACAUUGGAAGAUGCUGGGUUUUAUAGAUGUCAGAUAGAUUCUACUAAAGAAUAUACAGAUAUCAAUCUUAGUAUUUCAGAUUUCCAGUGGAAAACUAAAAUUGAUACCAAGACUGUUGUUGUGGGUGACGGUGUGUCUAUAAUAUGGAAAUAUCAACUCGAUGGCAAUAUACCGCAUAGGAUUCGAAUAUACCGGCACAACGGUGUUAUGCAAGAUCUUUUUGUUUGGGAAAAUGACGAUGAAACCACGAUCAAAAGUAAAAUAAGAAUGUCAGUUCAGCGGACAAAAGGAGAAGAUGGAACAUUUACACUGAAUUUGAUGGUUAACUAUACCGUUAUGGUUGAUCUGAUUUACAUAUACAUGGUACAAUUAGAAUUCAAAGAUGGCUGCUCUAAGAAUAGUGAACCUGUGUCUCUAACAGAAAAACAACUAAUAUUCCCCGACACCCCAAUUAUGGAAUCUUUACCCCAAGAAGAUGUUACAUUUGUAUGGAGAUAUAGAUAUACAUAUCCUGCACUUAUGGUAUUCCUUACUCGUAUGAAAGCAACAAACCCAAAGGUUGAUUCAAUUGGAUAUUGGCAUGCUGAAGAAUUUGUAUCAUCAUUAGAUAAUGAUACAAAUAGGCUUACUUUAAAUAUAACAGAACGACAUGUUGCCAGUGACAUAGAAGGGCAGAUUACUGUUAAGUUACGCAAUGCAUCCACAGGGGACUUCAAUUAUGGCUAUAAGUGUCGCAUUAUCUUUCCUAAUCAACAUCAAAGUUCAAAUAUCAUUAUACUGAAAGUUUUAGAGAAACAGACCCGGACGGAAAAGCGACGCACUAAAACAGAUGAUUCUAGAUUACAUAAUGGGGAAGUUGCAGCCAUCAUAUUAUGGGUGUUGUUUAUUGUUGCAGUCGUAGUAGCAGCAGUAGUAAUGUGGCGGAACAGAGAAAAAUUGCGUAAUUGUAUAAAACAGAGGAAAAAAGCUGAAGAUAAGAACGGUUCAAGUAUUCCACUGAAGACACUGCAACAAAAUGCUGAGAGCAACAACGAAGUUUGAUACAAUACAAUAGACACACAGGCUUAAAGAGUUGCUGUAUUGUGACUUAAUUUUAGUUAAAUUAUUAUGUAUAUUUUUAUUACUAGCAUGCUUAAGAUAUGUAAAAUUAAGAUAACUCUUAUUGCCCCUCCACAUCCUUCAUAACAACAUAAUUAAAGUCAAAAUAUCAACGUGUAUAUGUUGAUCGUUAUCGUUGUAUUGUUUGUUUUCAGGAGCGAGAGGCUACUGGAUAGAAAUGUGCAAUUGUUUCAGUUUACAUUCUGCGGAUUUGCUUUCUAUUAAUUGCUUUAAUAUUAAUUUACAAUCACAUCUUAUCCCCUUAGCUCCCCUUGUAUCGUCCCUAUACGUAAAUUCUUUUAAAUACGGCGUUGUGUUAUAUGGUAUGCUUUUGAUAGAAAAUUAAAAAUAGCCGCAUGUAUUAAGUGUUUAUUACGUAUGCAUUUAAUAUGUUCAUGUGUUAAAUAAAUAUAAUUAAAUCCCAAAUUUGAUUUUGGUUCAACACUACACUAACUAUGUGAUAGAAACAUGAUUGUUCCUUAAUUAUUCCGAAUGACGACAAUGCUUUAAACAAUGACGUCUUGUAAUUGUUGUAAAUUUUAUUUUUAAGAUUGAUACUAGCUUUAGUAACACGUGUUGUGUGUUACUGACAGGGGAAGUAUGCAUAGUGAAAUUGGGAUAAACAUUGAAGUUAAUACAUAAUAAUACGAUAUAGUAAUCAUAUCACAAGUUAAUUACUUCUGACUUUCUAAAAGUUAAGCUGUGUAUAUCUUAUCUGAAAUGUUAAAUAGCACGUGUCGAGUCUUGUUUGAAUAAAACAAAUUUUAAGCAUU